AUGUCCAGCGGCUCCCCGUCGUUCGAUGUCCUGCGACGGGCCGCCGACCAGCUCCAAGGCAGCAAUCUCUCAUCAUCAAAAGUCUUGAGCUCACUCUCCCAACAUUUGCCUCCGUCUUUUACAUGGAGUGAGCUUGCCAGAGAGUUGGCGCAACCAGAAGACCAGGAUAAACCGCACUAUGUACUUGCUUUGAGGGCGUCAUUAGAGGCGGAUCCAAGCCGAAUAAAGCCGUCUGGCAAGGACAGCGCAAAGGACGCUGUAGCCCGCCGGCAGAUUUGCCGGUUUCUUGCGCGCAUGUUGACGCCCAUCGACGACGCCACAUACGACGCCGAACUAACGCCUGGCGAGCACACAAGUGGCCAGCGAGACCAAAUAGCGCGCAGGUGUAAGUCGGUGGCCGACGAUGGGCUGGCCGUCUUGGAGCGUGUCGGAUUGCCUUUGGCGGACGAGACGGGGCACGCAAAUGAGAAGAGCGACGAUACAGCCGAGGACCAUGCGCAAACUCUCUACACGAUUACAGCACUCGCCGACGCUGGCCAGCCUUGGACGACAGACACUGCCGCUGCCAUGGCAUCGAGGCUACUCACCAAUCAUUUUGCUAAUGCGGACAGCAAAAAGAGCGAGUGGAUUGCCGACGGCAUCUUGAAGCAGUAUCUGCGGCCGCUCUUUGCACGGUCGCGGCCGGCCACGGUGACCGAGUCUGGGCGCAAGGCCGCGUUCGCGAGCAAUACGGGUGGCAGCAGUACCAGCACCGCUCCGCACGACACGACGACAAAUCGGGAAUCGCACCAGGCCAAGCCCUGGAAGUACGUGGACAUGCGCGCCAUCUCCGUUUUCGCCUGGGCCGUUCACGAAGCCGACGGGGCGCUGGUGCGCACCAACUGGCCACUGUUUGUUCCGGUGCUGCUCGCGCUUGUCGAGGACGCAGACACACCUGUGCGCGCGCGGGGAUUGGGCCUUCUGACAGAAUUUGUCGCGGUGGUGCCCGAUGGCGGCGGACUGCUGCAUUCGACCGGGCUGGACAGCGUGCUGGCCGACGCCGUCUUCCCGACACUUUUGUUUCUGCCACGAUUGACCCCGGAGAACGAGUCGCUGCAGCUGUUGGGCCCGGCAUAUUCGGCCCUCCUCAGUUUGGCAAAAGCAGCGGGUGCUGGCUCAAACACAAGCACGGCCGUCGCAAACAAGGGCCUACCGCCCAACGCCGCCGCAAUCCUGCUGGACCGCAUUCUGCGUGAAGGCAUCUACGCUGGCUACUUUCAUGCAAGCGAACACAUCCACAUUGUAGAGGAACUCAUGCGGCAGGCGGGACGCAUCGUCGAGGCCAUGGGCAUCUACGCUGUGAAACAUUUAAAGACACACACAAAGGACCUCAUGCCCAUGUACGCCGCGGUCCUCACGGACCCCUUUGCCAUGCGUUACAAGCCGGCCGUUGCUGCGACCCUGGACGCGCUGCAGACGACUCUCACAAUGUGCUGGCCGCGACUGGUCAGGACGCCCUGGCAAGAAGAGACGCUCAAGAUGCUGAUGCUGUGCUGGCUGCAUGUGGUGGAAGAAGAAGACGGCCAAGGGACGAAGGUCAAUGACAAAAAGGAGACGGCCGGUCUCAAGGUGCAACUCGUGCGCGCCGCCAACACGUUGUUAGCCAUCUUCAAGGCAGCCGGUGUGGAUAUAAACGCCGCUGUCAGGCCUCUGGUUGAGAGCGAGAACCGACUCGUGCCUUUGUUCAGGAUAGAGUAG
Messenger RNA from Sporothrix schenckii 1099-18, 1737 nucleotides. RefSeq lists its product as uncharacterized. The record is from RefSeq and is a predicted model, not a curated record. Gene Ontology annotation, cellular component: nucleoplasm; cytosol; centrosome. The transcript has 4 exons. NCBI's taxonomy places the organism in Eukaryota, Fungi, Ascomycota, Sordariomycetes, Ophiostomatales, Ophiostomataceae. Bases 1 to 1737 code for a protein of 578 amino acids.